Molecule: messenger RNA, 1628 nt
Organism: Serpula lacrymans var. lacrymans S7.9
Lineage: Eukaryota; Fungi; Basidiomycota; Agaricomycetes; Boletales; Serpulaceae
Exons: 7
Coding region: 46-876 (276 amino acids)
Source: RefSeq, a predicted model, not a curated record
ACAUCCGAAUCCUUCAACUCCAAGUCCUAGUUGUUUUUCUUCGCCAUGCCAGUUUCGCUCUCUCCAUCCCAGCCAAGAAGUGCAAAAAAGUCUCUCAAGAGAGUCUCAAAAGCGAUCAUGAAGUCGUAUCGCGUGCGCAUACCAAAAUACGACUUGCCUAUUCGUCUACGCCCGUGGUUCAUCUUCUUCACUUGUGCAAUCAUGGUAAUCCUCGCAUUCCUGAGCUUUACAAACGUCUCCAGGUCUCUUCCACUUAACGACAAAUUGCUGCACUUCAUCUGCUUUUGCAUCGCGACCGGAGUGUUCUACUUUAUAUUCGAUGUAGAAGAGGAUGCUCGAAGAAUAUGGUUUUGGCGCCAUUCCGGCCUGCUUUUCACCGCAGUGAUCUGCUUUUUUUUCGGAGGACUUGUCAGCGAAAUCGUUCAAUCGAUGCUUCCGUACAAAGAAUUCCACUUUGGUGAUGUCGUGGCAAACAUGCUUGGAUCCACCAUCGGCCUAUAUAUAGCAUACUAUGUCGAACGAUAUUAUCGUCACAGAAGAGAGAUUGCUCGCUUGUAUCGUCCGCUUGAUACUGAGUCUGUACUUUCCGACGAUGAGGAUCUUUCAGAAGACGGAAGUGGACAAGGGACACAACUUCUACCCACACACUAUGUAACCUCACCAAUUGGUCAGGGCAAACAUUCUGCUUCUACCAAAGGGAAAGCAUACAAGGCAGACAGACUGGCCGAUGUUUGGGACGAACGAGAGGAAUUGUUCGGUAUCGGAGACGACAGUGACGUAGAAGACAAUUCAGGAUCCAGUGGAGCACCAUCGCACAAAACAACUCAUGUACGAUUUGAACAGCCGCCACCAAGAAAUACUCCCUCUAACUCAUGAUCGAGUUGUGUCUUGGAUAUUGAUAUAAUGUAUAGUAGACCAACCAUCCUUUCCAUGGACAAUAUUUAGCGGAUCCAUGUAUCACUGAAGCACUAGAGUAAAAUUGGACAAGUCGGAUAAUAUUUAUUGGGAUGAUGAUUCACGGCUAUCUUUCUCCCGGAGUGCUUGCAAGUUACAUUCCAGCUGUCCCAGCUCAUCUUCUAUCUCCCCAACUUCGUCCUGUCGUUUCUCGACUAGUUUAUCUAGCCUCUCACAAGCUUGUGACGCCACGAUCACCACUUUGUUGUCGACAGUCUUCUGAAGGGUAUCCUUCAGAUCCCUUCUAAGACCAUCGCCGACUCUAUUCCAAUCCUGCAUCCACCGACGUUUUGCCCUCUCCCACUUUCCAACGGCCCAUCUGAUACUGACCACGGUUCCUAACAUGCCAAUACCAACAGCGGUACCCACUUCUGUUCCUGGCAUACCUAUGAUGUUCUCACCGAAUCCAAGCCACCAGCCCAGCCCAGAGCCUCCUAGAACGCCACCAAAUGUACCUAAGGCUGCUUGUUGGGCUGCAAGAUGGAGACGAGUAGUGGAAUAGUCAACUAGUUGACCCUGCCGGGUGGACAGAGGCUGUAUGAGGGAAGACGAAAUUAGUCUAUAGGAUGGUGAUGAAGAAAGUUGCUGAAGUUCGUUGACGAUGAGGGGAGAAUGGAAACUACGAGUGGUUGCAGGCGGCGAAAGUUUGGAUAACAAAGCAAACGUCGAGGAGG